Meleagris gallopavo (turkey) is the source of this 5851-nucleotide messenger RNA. RefSeq names its product vestigial like family member 1 (gene VGLL1). The record is from RefSeq and is a predicted model, not a curated record. Gene Ontology annotation, cellular component: nucleus. Lineage: Eukaryota; Metazoa; Chordata; Aves; Galliformes; Phasianidae. Gene Ontology annotation, biological process: regulation of DNA-templated transcription.
CUUCACUUUUGUUUCUUAAAGGGGUUGUGUUUUAUACUACCUUUUUAAUAAACAAACUCAUGAACAAAAAAGUCUUUUCUAUGAGUUCUUAGAGAAUGUCCUUGUCUCUUUUUUUGUUUUCCCCUCAGUAAAAAAGUCCCAUAGCAUUUGCUGGGCAGUGAUUGCAGUUCAUGGUGCUAGAACUGUUAGUAUUUAGCUGGGAUAGGUUUUUUGUUCCAUCUCUGUGGAACAAAACUGAUUUGGCUCAGUGCAAAUCAGGGACAUGAUUUAGCAGAGGGCUGUUAGGGUUGUAUGGUCAGGUUGUGGUUGAACUCGAUGACCUUUAAGGUCUUUUCCAACCUGAGCAAUUCUAUGAUUCUGAUUCUUGCAUGAAGGCAGAAGGAUCAGGAGAACUAACUAUGGAAACCAUUGGUUAUAAUUGAGAUGGCGUGGUGGUGGGAGCAGGAGGUACUGUAGGACAAGAAUUAUACUUUUUAUUCUCACAAUUGAGAAUUAUUUUAUUAAAAACUUGACAUUUUGAAUGCUAAAAUCAAAAAGCAUUGGGAAAUGUAUUGUCUCGAUCCCAAUGCUAGAAAGGAACAGGAAUGGCAAUCCCAUUUCUACCUAAUGUUCUUCAGGUUGCUUGCUGAGUGGCUUUAAACUGAUGCCAUCUGACAAUGGUGUGAGCCCUUUAUGCAACCUUAAUAGGAAAUUCAUGACUGACAUCUUGAAAAGCUUUAGCAGGGGAAAUCUGCUAUACUGUAAAACUUAGUUUAGAAAGGGAUCCAGGAGUGAUUGGGAUGCGAGGGUGCUGGACCUGCUGAGACAUUGGAAAUCCAGUCUGUCUUGCUGUUAAAACUUGUUUGUUGUGAAGGCUGUGUUGACCACAAGACUAAGCACAACCUUGGAAAAUCCUGCAGGCUGAUAGUUGUUCUAGGACAUGGCAGGGCAACAGGUUCACACGUAUUGAUGCAGAGGGAAUUCUAGGGUGCUGUCCUGCCUUCCUCCUGCUUGAGUGAAUGACCUCUUAAGGCUCUGAAUAAAAGACAGUUUUGUUACCUCUUGGAUGACUAGUUUGUCAAUGCAUUUUUCUAGCAGGAACUUUAAUAUUUGACUUUAAUAUAGCAUUUCUGGAGUGACUGCAAUUUGGUAAUUUUAAUAAACUUACUAAAGAAAAAAAAAUCCAAACCCGCUUGUUUCUCACGUGUACUGAAUAACAAUGUUUUCAUUUCAGCAGAUCCAGGAGGAAAGAAAAUAAGAAUUGGUCAUCCAGUUUAUCCAGCGUGCUGAUGGAUGAUCUCUUCCUCCUUGCUGAUAUUCCCAGUUACACACUCAAUGCCAUAUGUGUAACAGGGAAGUCCUUUCUGACCCUGGCCAAGGUUGGCAGGUUGGCUCUUGGCCAUAACUUGUUCAUCACUUUAUUCUGAACUCCUCUGAAGCCCGGGCACUGUCUUCUUGAUUGUGUACACAUUGUCACUGGGGGGGGGAAAAAAAAACUAUUUACAAUCCUAUUUUCCUCAUUCCUGAAACCUCCUAACCCGGUUGACUUGUUGGAGUGCAUUUCAUGCAUUCUUAGUAGAUAGGCUGAAGGAAACGCCUAGUUCAGUCACAGCUAGAGGCUAGAAAGCGUGCGGGGAGUUCAUGAACACCACUCGUCUCCUGCAGUCACCGUGGUGUGCAUGUAGCUGUCGGGGGGAAGGAUUGCACGCCACUGGGCACAGCAUGACCACCCCACCUGCAAGACCCCUUACCCGUGUGCCACAGCUCGUCACAGUGAGUUAAGGGGCUGCUGCUUACUGAAAAUGGAGGAAACAAGGAAGCUUUCUCCAAAGCCGUGUAAGAGCAAAGAGCCUGUGAAAACAGAAUGGGGAGCUCAGAGUGUCGUCUUUACGUAUUUCCAAGGAGAUAUUAACAGCGUGGUGGAUGAACAUUUCUCUAGAGCUCUGAGCAAUGCCAGGAACCCACAAGACCUGAGCACAAAGCACAAGAGCGAGGUGGUCGUCCCGAAGCACGAUAGCAUGUCUCCUCACCAGUGGAAUUUCUCCUCACAUUGCUCCAAAGCAUAUCCGUCAUCCUCCUCUACCAGCAUGUCCAACUCUGCUCUGAAUUUCCCUGCUGUUGCUAUGGCAGGGCAGUACCAGCCAGCAGCUCUGCGUACUCAUCCAGCACCGCCUGCAGACCUCUGGCCCUUCCCUUCCCUUGGCACUCCCAGUCUCACCAGCCCUGUGUAUCAUCAUGCCGUGCCUGACCUGCACGUGGUGGAUGAAUCCAUCUCUGACAGGAAAUACGGUUCCCUUCUUGGUCUUCUACAACAGGAACGGUGCCUGAUGUCCAUGCAGGAAUGUGCUGUGAAGCAACACUCAAGUUCUACUUGUAUGACUGGACCUGCUAGAUUACAAAAUAUAAGCCAAAGUUCAGUUCCUGGGGGAGAGAGGAAAGCCAGCUCUUACCAAGGCUCAGAGAACCCCAGUGCAAGCCAUGCCACUGCAGGUAUUCAGAUUCACGACAGAAGACGGGAUUUGUACUUUUAGCCAUGGGACAUUUCUACUUUAUUCCAACAAAGUUCUUGCCGUGAACUGUUCCUAUUUGCGACUGUGAAUCAAGAAGAAAUGAGCUGCAGCUGUUCUCUGCUUUGUCUCUCAGAUGAAGAAUACUAUUUACUGCGUUAGGAAUUAAAAAUUGCUCUCCGUGUUCAGUAAAUAUUUCUAAUAAUUGUGGCAUUGAAACUGAUGGACUGUGUUUGUUGUGAAGAAUCACUGUCUGCUUUAUGGCUUUCCACACUUAACCCUCUUUGAAAGGACUUUUAGCACUUUUUAAUCACUGUUGAUAAGAAGCACAAUUAUAUCACAGAGGGCUGCAAUUAGCUGCAGCUGCUUAUCUUGAUUUGAUAUCUCUAUAGUGUUUAACAUUGUUGUAGACCAUGGCUUCCAUUGCAAAAAACUUCAAGACAACCAUGGGCCAGAAAAGCACAAUAUCAUCUUUAGUUUGCCUACAUACUGCAGUUUGUAGCCCAUUACAGCACCUGGGCAGAUAUAACUCUUCUUAGUUCAUCAGCUGUUUAUGGUGCUGGUUAAAAAGUAAAAUAAGAAAAUCCCACCCUGUAUAAUAAAAGUGUACUCUAGUGUAUACAAGAGCUAGCAUAUACAUGAAAAUGCAUGCAAGAGGAACCAUGUCAACUAAGUGAAUAAAAGGUAGGCCAGCAUCCUACCGAUGUCCUAAAAUCCCUUCUGGUUUUGAUUUUUCUACAGAAUUGCUUUUCUUCUCUUAUAGCUUGAGUACCUCUCUGUUUAGUUCUCUCUGUUACUGUGCUGACCGUUUCCAGAACAUUAAGGCUACGUGGUUAAAUAAUCUGACUUCCUCUGUGAGCCACAGCAAUGAUUUCUGUGCUGCAUUCCCUCCAUCUCCUCACAGAUUUGUGCUGUAAUUCCAGUGAAAUUAUUGCUUUCAAACCUUUGUCUCCCUCUGCCAUUUCUCCUAAAAGAAAAUGCUUAAAUGAAUUAUCCCUAAGGUCUGGAAAGACAUGAAAGAGUAUACUUAAAUGCUUUUACUUUUUUCUUGGAACAGCUUAGUCCUGUGCGUGUCACAGCUAGAACUAUUCGAAUUGACUCAAAGUCAGUGUUCCCAGUGAAGUGAGCAAGUUGAGUUGGACAGCACUGGGGGGAGUUAUUCAAAUGCAAAGAUGCGAGGCAUCAGUGGUUCUGCCUUGACGUGGGAAUGUUUCCAUCGCUACAAGGUGUGGUGGUGCCAUGUCCUCGUUGUGCCACCAUGCAGCAGGUCUGGCGAACAGGAGAACCACCUGGACAGCCCACGGAGAGCCCAUCGUACUUAUAAUUUCUUCCUCUAAAUCUGUUUGCGCAGAGCAGAGUGGUUCUUGCUUUUCUGCUUGCAUCCAUGGUGCUGCCAUUGUGCUUGGUGCCAGCAGCUCCAUCCCGUUCCGUACGCGUGCUCUUCUGCUCAGGACUUGGCAAACAGCAUCGUGCAUUCAGCAGUGGCCAUCUGCUGCUUCCCACGUUUACUUUCAGUUCCCAUUCUGAAUGCAGCAGUCACUGUGGUGACGGGAGGAGAAAGGAUGUGUGAGCUGCGCCCAUCUUCUGCCUCCCUGAGCUCUCAGUGCUGCAGCGACCACUCCAAGGGAUGGAGGGGAUGUUUUCUGGUAACUCCCAGCACUAUCUUCUUUCGUUAUGUGCAAAUUCACAGCAUUCUGCUCCAGCCCAGAGUUAUUUUCUCUGUACAGAUGGCUUUCUUCCCAUUUUUUUUUUCUUUCUGGUGGACAGAAGAAAAGUGAAUUGAGUGGAAAGGUACUGAACCUCUUGCCCACCCCGUUUCCAGUUGGCCCAGAGAGCUCUCCUCUGAGUUCUCAUGCAUUGUUAUGCUCAGAGAGUUCCAACAGAAAACUGGUGCACGCUGAUGGUGUGGGUGCCUCUGUGGCUGGGGCCUGUUCCUUGUUUCAAUGUCACGCAGUCAGAAGGCUGGGUCACCUCGUGGCAGUGCUGCUGUGCAGGCAGCUGGGCUGUGGUUACAUUACCCCAAUCAUGGUUGUGGUUUCUGUGCUGAAGAGAUGCACAGAUGAUGGGGAGGCAAUAGCAGGGUCACAGUGUGGUGCUGCUGCUGGGGUUUUUGGGUGACCACUGUGGAGCAGAGCUGGCUGAGAUGAGGUGGUCCCCAAAGCAUGGCACACGAGGGAGGCCUACAUCUCCUCCAAGCCACCCAUGGUGACCAGUAUGCUCCAUAGUGUGGAUUAGCAGCAGUACUCUCCCCGAGUGUUUGGGCUGUCCCCAUGUGUUGGUCUGCACCACUCCAUGGGUAUCCCAGGUCUCACAAUGCAGGGGAAGCGGUACAGACACAGCUAGGCUGGAUCUGCCUGCAGAAGAGCCCCAGCUCAUGCUCACAUCAACACCAAAAGCAUGAGAGCAUCCUGUGCUUCCGCAUCCCCAGCAUGGGCUGCCUCAGCAUGAGCUGUGCAGCUCUGGGUUUGAGCCUGAAUGAGCUGUGUUCUCUCCAUCUCCUUGUUCAGCUGGGAGGUGAUGAGUGAUGGGCACAGCAAGAUCAACAGGGUCGAGUUGUAUUUCAUAUAUUUCCUACAGACAGACUGCCUUCCUACCUGAGGUAGGGAUAACAUAACACAUCUCACAGUUAAAAUCAAAAGUUCCUAUGCUCAGCAUUGUUACUAAUCACCCACUUUAGCUUAUAAGGCCACGCGUUUACAAAAAAGAGAAAAGUCUCUUUAAAUAAAUCCCUCUGCCAGCUGGGAAAACAAAUUGAGCGGAUGGAAGGAGACUGAAUGUACCGAACGCCCAACGGGGAUCUCGUGUGACUGAGCACAGCCCACAAGAAUCCCAAGCUGCCUGUCUGUUUCAUGUUGCCUCUGUUCUAUGUGAGGAGCAGACCACUGCUCAGCCCAGAGCCUGCACCACGCUGUGUUUCUGCAGAGGGGUUUCCUAUCAAUAAUUUCAGUCAUUUCUUCCCUUUGUUUACCUGUUACUUCUUGUUCCAUCCCUUUGUCCUGCCUGUCUGAAGCUGACCUGGUCCCUGCUAUUGGAGGUACUGCUGGAGGAUGCAAUCAAAAAACAGCAGGUACUGCACUCAGAAAUCUGCAGAGAAAAGCCAGGGCUAAUUAACAAUGACAAGCAAUUGGAAUGUUCCUCUGAUUGGGUUUUUUGAUGCAGAAAGGUAGAUUAAGUUGAUUUUAAGGAACUGUUCCUGACUUCAGUCAAGCUACUGCAUAACUGAGGCAUUUGAGUAGUGUUACACCAUCUCACUGUGCAUUAUUUCAGGAUGGAUACUAGGGAGGAAUUCUUCUCCAAAAGAGUGGUCAGGCACUGGCACAGGCUGCCCAGAGAGGUGGUGGGGCCACCAUCCCUGGAGAUGUUUC